Messenger RNA from Mycosarcoma maydis (corn smut), 1677 nucleotides. RefSeq lists its product as uncharacterized. The record is from RefSeq and is a predicted model, not a curated record. NCBI's taxonomy places the organism in Eukaryota, Fungi, Basidiomycota, Ustilaginomycetes, Ustilaginales. The coding region runs from base 1 to 1677 and encodes 558 amino acids. The transcript has a single exon. Gene Ontology annotation, molecular function: protein binding.
AUGACAUCUUCUUCACCCCGCCCCUCGUCCUCGCACCAGCAAGAUGGCACACACAUGAACGGCAACGCCAAUGGUGCUUCGACCGCUUCUGCUUCCACAGUGCCCCGCGAGCCAUCACAAGAGGACAAAGAUCAAGCACAGCAGUACAAGACACAGGGCAACCAGCUGUUCUCAGCAAAGGAAUACUCGAAAGCCAUCGAUGCCUUCACACGAGCUUACGAGCUGGAUCCCACCGACUCGACGUUUCUCACCAACCGUGCGGCCGCAAAGAUGAGUCUCAAGAUGUACAAGUCUGCACUGUCCGACUGUCAGCUCGCCAAAGAUGUGCAGGCCAAGCAGUCGCCCGAUGCCGUUGCUCAGCCCAAGACGCUGAUCCGUCUGGCAAGGUGUCACCUCUACCUUGGCAAUCCUUCAGGUGCGCUCUCAGUGCUCAAUCCUGUUGUCAGCCUGCGCGAUUUGGAUGAGCCCACGCUCAAGCAGGCCAAGCAACUUGAAAAGCAGGCCAACAGUGUCGCAGAUCACCUCGCUUCCUUCCAGAGCUUUUGCGCUCAGGGCGAUUGGUCCGUGGCCGCUUUUGCGCUCGACCAGGCUCAAUCGCACGCAGGCAUUUCCGAGAGCGAUGUGCCGCUCGCAUGGAGAAUCAUGCGCGCCACGGUUUACCUGCACAAGAACAACCUCGACCAGGCCAACAGCGUUAUUGCUGACGCGCUCCGUGCCGACUCUAGCAAUCCAGAAGCGCUCCUCGUACGUGCACGCAUCCUGCUCGCCAAGGGUGACACGGCCAAAGCGAUUGCGCACUGUCAGGCUGCGCUGCGUUCCGAUCCCGAACAGUCCGGUGCCAGGGAUCUGCUCAAAAAGUGUCGUCGACUCGAAGCCAAGAAGGAAGAGGGAAACACGAGCUUUAAAAAAGGCGACAACCUCGCUGCUGUACGCAGCUACACUGAGGCGUUGGAAAUUGCUGGUGACAACUCGCAACGCGAUGGACCCGCCCAAGGCUUCAAAGCGAUCCUCUACUCGAAUCGUGCUACUGCCAACUCGAAGAAAGGCGACCACAAAGCGGCUAUCGCUGACUGCGAUGCUGCGCUCCAACUCGAUCCCGGCUAUGUGAAAGCGCUGCGUACGCGUGCACGAGCAUUGCUCGCUACCGAAAAGUAUGAAGACGCCGUGCGCGAUUUUAAGAGCGCGCUCCAAGAAGCGUCGGUUUCCGGAGGACGAGAAGCCGAACAGUUGCAGCGCGAACUGCGCUCCGCCGAAAUCGACCUUAAGCGAAGCAAGAAGAAGGACUACUACAAGAUCCUCAACGUCGCCAAGGAUGCCUCAGAUAGCGAUAUCAAAAAGGCCUAUCGCAAGGAGUCUCUCAAGCAUCACCCGGAUAAGGGCGGAGAUGAAGAAAAGUUCAAGCUCUGUAGCGAGGCCUACAACGUCCUGAGCGAUGAAAACAAGCGAAGGCGUUACGAUGCCGGCGCAGAUGACCUCGAACACGACGGUAUGGGAAUGGCCGGUGGAUUCGGUGGUCCAGGAGGAGUCGAGAUCAAUCUCGCCGAUUUGUUCGGUGCUGGUGGGGGAAUGGGCGGUGGCUUCCCGAUGGGUGGUAUGGGAGGUAUGGGCGGUAUGGGAGGCGGUUUCCCCGGUCAGCAAAGAGGCGCUCGUCCUCCACCCGGCUUCCGCUUUGGUUGA